AUGUGGUCAGCUUUGGAUUGGACUGGAAUGUUAUCUUCUGGAGAAGGAGCCCCUAACGCUUCUGCCCCCUCGGACGCUCCUGGCGCCACACAUGUUCCUACGGCGCGUCCCGUCGACAAGAAUAAGAAACGAAUGUCCUCAUCGCGAACCAUUCAUGCCGAAGCAAUUGAAGUUAUUGCCGAUCCAGACAAGAUGGACAAGGCUAGCAAGAACUGGGACAGGAACUCUGAUACUGGAAGUGAAACCGACAGUGACACGGACCUUGACCGUGCCGUGGUCAAGGAGAGCAAGACCAAGAAACGUAUUUGCAUCAUCAUUGUCUUGGCCCUCCUUUUGGCUGCUUUGGUCAGUGGCUCAUUUGCUAAAAAAGCAGAAGAAGAAGAAAUGGGAAAGAGCUUGCAGGGUCUAGCAUCCACUGACUAUUCUUGUUCGGCCAAUGGAACCGUUGACUUUGAAUCGGCCGAUGUGAUUCUGAAUUUGGAAGGCAUGGAACGUGAAGCAACUGAAUCCGAACUCAAUCAAGUCCAAAAUACUGUUUCCUCUGUGUACAAUGAAGUUUCUGAUGGAUGUGAGGACUACUACCAACGUAUCAUGGCCAACGCAACCGUUAUCGAACAAGCUCUUGUUCAAGAUAGCAAGGGUGCCAAGCACUUGACAAUGGGCAUCAAGACGACUCUUGCCUGCGAUGGAUGCGCAGCAGAAGACGAAAUCCUCUUUGGCGGUGACGAUGAGGAAGAAAAGGGCGAGCGCAAGCUUCGAUCUGGUAUCCGGGGUACUGUCCCUUCUUACAAAACUCCCGCUACUACUGGACGCAAACACCGUGCCCUCAAGAGUAGCACGAAGGGUUCCAGCACGAAGGGUUCCAAGAAGAGCAGCGUCAAUUCUCAAGAAUUCAUUGAUGAGCUUGAUGCAUCUCUCCAAGCUUCUGGAAUGGGUAUCACCAAUGUGAAAGAAGGCUAUGUCUACAAGCAAAAGGCCGGAAAGAAGAAGACGGACAAGGUCAAGAUGGCCCCAACGAAGAAGAACAAGGACAAGAAAGAAGAGAAGGAUACCGAUGAAAUUUACAAGGGUGACCUCAAGCAAGAUGACAGACGUCAGAGGAGACACUAG
Molecule: messenger RNA, 1110 nt
Organism: Cylindrotheca closterium
Lineage: Eukaryota; Bacillariophyta; Bacillariophyceae; Bacillariales; Bacillariaceae
Source: the annotation of a GenBank genome assembly